This is a messenger RNA of Cutaneotrichosporon oleaginosum, 2101 nucleotides long. RefSeq lists its product as uncharacterized. Gene Ontology annotation, cellular component: P-body; PAN complex. Gene Ontology annotation, molecular function: protein kinase activity; ATP binding; poly(A) binding. NCBI's taxonomy places the organism in Eukaryota, Fungi, Basidiomycota, Tremellomycetes, Trichosporonales, Trichosporonaceae. The record is from RefSeq and is a predicted model, not a curated record. Gene Ontology annotation, biological process: mRNA processing; nuclear-transcribed mRNA poly(A) tail shortening; protein phosphorylation.
UCCUGUGAGAGCGUUGGAAGUGGUGUUGCAUCUUAUCUAACAGCAGCCUGGCACUGAUCCGCUGGCCGCGCCCUCGACUGCACCCGUAACCUCGCCUGCAAAGACGUCGCUGAGGUGAGUCCACGCGCGACGCGCUCGUCGGUGCGCGAAAAUCGCUACAUAGAGGCGUGCGAGCGCAUAUUAUCUCCAUGUGCAUUGUGCAGGGAAGAACCUGUGCUGUGUGCGACAUAUCAUCGGUGUCCGCUACACUUUCUUCUCGUCAAUGUGUCCACCGGAUUCUUUAGGAUCUGCGAUGCACGCCCAUCCCCUCCCUCGAGCAUCCGUUGACAUCAGCGUCCACGCCACACCUUUCGCCUCACCCGAGGCCAAAGGUCCGUCGCUUUCCGCCAUUUCGGGGUUGGGGGCGGAGCACCUUGCCGCACCAGUCUUCGUCCCCAAGACAGCGAUGAGUGACAGCUCGUCCUCCACGGCGCCGCCGUCAAGUGCGACUCCCGGGCCGCCAGAGUGGGCCAAUGCCGCGCCUUUCACUCCGCCUGUCGACGGGAUGCCGAGCAUGCAGCAGCAACAGCACCAGCAUCAGCAGCAGCAGCACCAGCAGCAUCAGCAGCAUCCACAUCAGCAGGGGAUGGGCUACGAUGAAGGCCUUGGUUUCGAGCCGCAGCCUGGCAUGGAAGCGAGCAUGUUCAUGCCGGCUGCUCACCGUCGGCUACCCGAGCACCACCUGUACACCUCGCCCCUGCCACAUGUUGCAGCAGGUCGUCAGCCAAUGCACUCGUUCUUCAUCCCGGAUGAUGUUCGCCGAAUGAUCCACUCGCGCCAGGAAGCGACCUAUGCCAAUCCAGGCAUCUCGCAGGGCAUUCCGACCGAGGUCCACGUCUACCACUCCCUCGUGCCACUCGGUAACCCAGCCACCAUGAGCAACGUCAGUCGUGUGUUCCACCAUCCAGGUCCCGUGUACCGUGCAGCGAGCACCGUGGACGGUAAUGUCUACUGUCUUCGUCGUCUUGAGGGAUACAAGCUAUCAAGCGAGAAUGCGUUUGCAGCUGUGGAGACUUGGCGUCAAAUCCGGCAUGCGAACAUUGUCGGUUUGCGCGAGGCAUUCACAACCAAGGCCUUCAACGAUAAUUCAAUGGUCAUGGUGUACGACUUCCACCCCGAUUCGACGACGAUCGCUGAGGAAUGGCUCAACCCCGACGCGAUUGCGCAUCGACGCCAGACAGGAGCGCCCAUUCCGGAGCGCAUCGUGUGGAGUUAUGUUGUUCAGCUGGCAAAUGCGCUGAAGGCAGUGCACACCGCAGGGCUGGCUGUGCGUUGCCUCGACGCAAAUAAGGUAUUGAUCACGGGCAAGAACCGCGUGCGGAUCAAUGGCGUCGGCAUACUGGAUGUGCUCAGCUUCGACCAGCAGACCCCCAUGGGUUUGUACCAGCAGGAAGACCUCCUCAACUUCGGGCAGCUCGUCAUGUCUCUAUGUGCGGACUUUGUGCAGCCGGGCCAUGCGCAGAGCAUCGCGCAAGGUCUCGACUACAUCGGCCGCGCGUACAGCCUCGACCUUAAAAACCUUGUUGGUUACCUCCUGGGUAAGCCAACGGCGCUGAAGACGAUCGACGAGGUGCUGCGACUCGCUGGCCCGCGCAUCCUUAACGAGCUUGACGCGCUGCAGGCAUACAACGAUGUCCUCGAGAAUGACCUCGGCGCAGAGGUUGAGAAUGGUCGCAUAGCGCGCAUGCUCAUUAAGCUUGGCUUCAUCAAUGAGCGUCCUGAGUUCGAGAUGGACCCGCAGUGGUCCGAGUCCGGCGACCGCUACGUCCUCAAGCUCUUCCGUGACUACGUCUUCCAUCAGGUCUCCCCCGACGGCAAGCCCGUGGUUGAUCUAUCACACGUGUUGACAGUGUUAAAUAAGCUUGACGCCGGCGCGCGUUCUCGUGAGAAAAUUAUGCUCGUGUCGCGUGACUCGCAGUCGUGUCUCGUUGUCGAAUAUCGCGACAUCUACAAGUGUAUCGAGUCUGCAUACAACGAGCUCCGCAAUGCCGGCAAGGCGAUGCGUCGAUAGAGGAAAAUACGAUAAACCGUAAAAACAUAUGAAAAGCUGCAAACGAUGAUU